Messenger RNA from Numida meleagris (helmeted guineafowl), 3831 nucleotides. It is a transcript of the gene PRG4, whose product is annotated as proteoglycan 4. NCBI's taxonomy places the organism in Eukaryota, Metazoa, Chordata, Aves, Galliformes, Numididae. Gene Ontology annotation, molecular function: polysaccharide binding; scavenger receptor activity. Bases 184 to 3831 code for a protein of 1215 amino acids. The record is from RefSeq and is a predicted model, not a curated record. Gene Ontology annotation, biological process: immune response. The transcript is spliced from 13 exons.
CAGAUGUUGUGUUAGUCUAGUCAUCUGGGAUCUCUUCCAAUUCAUGUGGAAAGUUUGCUGUCAUAAGCUGUCAUUGGCAGUUUUGUUUAACAAGCAGUCUAAUUAGUUAACCCCAGCGUAGUUAUAAAGUGAUAUAAAAGGCAUUUGAAGUAUCCCUGAGAGCAGACACAUCCUUUGUUAGGGAUGAUGUCGUACCUGAAAGUAAUGAUCAUAUGGAACAUAAUUUGCGUAUCCCUGGUGAUCCUUUCACUGUCCCCGAUUCAAGAGGUGACUUCUCAAGAUUUAUGGAGCUGUACAGGGAGAUGUGGGGAAGGGUAUUCUAGAGAGCAUGUCUGCCACUGUGAUUAUAGCUGCCAACACUACAAGGAGUGCUGCCCUGACUUCAGCAAAGUCUGCAUGGGGGCAGUCUCCUGCAAAGGACGUUGCUUUGAAGUCUAUCAAAGAGGAAGAGAGUGCGACUGUGACAUAGAAUGUCAACGAUAUGGAAAAUGCUGCCCAGACUAUGAUGAACACUGCAAAGAAUUACACACAGAAAAGCCAGCACCCAAGACUCUUCCCCCAAACAAAUCGACAUCUAAAAGGUCAUCUACAGACGAGGAAAAGAAGCCAGAGGAAGUUAUUGGCAAUGUGACCAGUCCUCCUCCAACUACAAAACAGCCUGAUACAACAGCCCCAAUCAAAGCAACUACUACUAAACCAUAUACUCUAAAACCUACUUUACCACCGACCACAAGUAUUACUGCAAAACUGACAACCAAACAGACAACCACCACUCAGGAAGAUAACUUUGCAACAACACCAGCACCAACAAUAAAGACAGACAUUCCUACCACCCUGAAGGUUGAAGAGACAACCCCUCUGGAAACAGAAGCAACAACUAAAGCAGAUCCUUCAACCACCCAAAAAGCUGAGGAAACAACCCUGCAAGCCAAAGAGGCACCAACAACCAAAGUAGACCCAACAACCACUGCCAAAGCUGAAGAGACAAGCCCUGAAGCCACAGAUGGGCCAACAAAUGAGGCAGACACUUUCACAAGCCCCAGUGUGGAAGAGAUGACCCCUGAAGCCAGUGAGGCACCAACAACUCCCAAAGUCGAAGAGACAACCACUGAAGCCAGUGAGGCACCAACAACUGAAGCCAGUGAGGCAUCAGCAACCCCCAAAGCUGAGGAGACAACUCCUGAAGCCACAGAGGCACCAACAACUCCCAAAGCUGAAGAGACGACUGUCUCCACAGCAACCCCUGAAGCCAUGGAAGCAUUCACAACCCCUAAAGCUGAGGAGACAACCCCUGAAGCCACAGAGACACCAACAAUCCCCAAAACUGAAGAGAUGACCCCUGAAGCCACAGAAGCACUAACAACCCCCAAAGCUGAAGAGACAACUCCUGAAGCCAUGGAGGCCCCAACAACCCCCAAAGCUGAAGAAACAACUCCUGAAGCAACGGAGGCUCUGACAACCCCCAAAGCUGAGGAGACAACCCCCAAAGCUGAAGAGACAACUCCUGAAGGCACUGAGGCACCAACAACCCCCAAAGAUGAAGAGAUAACCCCUGAAGCCACGGAAGCACUAACAACCCCUAAAGCUGAGGAGACAACCCCUGAAGCCACAGAGAUACCAACAAUCCCCAAAACUGAAGAGACGACCCCUGAAGCCACAGAAGCACUGACAACCCCCAAAGCUGAAGAGACAACUCCUGAAGCCACAGAGGCACCAACAACCCCUAAGGCAGAGGAGACAACCCCUAAAACCACAGAGGCACCAACAACCCCUAAAGCAGAAGAGACAAGCCCUGAAGCCACAGAGGCACCAACAACUCCCAAAGCUGAAGAGACAACCCCUAAAGCCACAGAGGCACCAACAACUCCCAAAGCUGAGGAGACAACCCCUAAAGCUGAAGAGACGACCCCUAAAGGCACAGAAGGGCCAACAACCAAGGCUGAUUCUCCCACCACCUCCAAAGCCGAGGAGAAAAUUGAUAGAUCCACAAAGGUGCCAACAACCCUCAAUGAGAAAGAAACAACGCCAAAGGCCACAGAUGCUCCAAUAUCCCUGGCUGACUCUCCCACCAUUCCUGAAGUUGAACUAACUACAGCUCCAGCCACAAAUGUUAAACUAGGCACAACUUCUACAUACAGCAAACUAGUUAGUAUAACUGAUAAAAGUGACAGAACAACAGCUAAGCCUAUUACGACCCCUGAAACCACAGAGUCCACAACUAAAAAAGAAACAACUACAGAGAAAAAGGAAGUAACAACACCCAAGAAAGAGAAAACUACUGUGCUUAAAGACAUUUUGAAAGGUAAAAGAGACACAACUACUGUAAGUAUUCCAGAUACAACUCCUGGGCCCAAUGAAGCUGUUACUACAGUAGCUGAAUUAGAAGCAACUACUAUGUACCAAAAGUCUACAACAAAAGCUACAGAAGGAGAAGCAACCCCAGUUACACAAGACAAAACUCCCACACCAAUGGAGACUUCACCACCAACAGCUAAAAAAGAACAUGCUGCAGGAACCGUGACUGAAACAACAUCAGCAGCUACAAGCCUUAUACGCAAGCCCACUAUGCUACCAACAACUGCCAAAAUAGAUUCAACUUCUAAACCCAAGGAGAUUGUGACAACAACUAAAAGAGACACAACUAUGGAAACUACACAUGCUGUACCAGCAGCUGCUGAAUGCAUCAUUCCCACUAAAGAGACAACGGCUGGUAAAAAAGAGAUAACCACUCUCGCCAAGGAAACUAGCUACACUACUGAAAAAGAAACAGAAAAUGCCCCUGAAAAGCUCCCUAGUCUUGACAAGAAAGAAGAAACUACAGUGACCAGAGGGAGAACAACAAUAGAUAAAAAAGACACAAUAGAAGAAAUGUUUCUUGUUUCUAGAGGAACAUCCAAGCCAGCUAUACAUUUCCAGGAGAUUACUGACACACGUGAUGAGCCUCCUCCUGAAACCAUGCCAGUAGAAGAACCUGAGAUAAACAAGCCUUUAAUACAAACUGCAGACUUGCCAAUUUUAUCUGGAGGAGCAGAAAUGGGGAAGGCCAACGAGAAGGACCUGUGCAGCGGGAAGCCGGCGGAUGGCAUGGUUGCCCUGCCCAACGGAACCCUGGCUGUCUUCAGAGGUCACUACUACUGGCUGCUGAAUGGCAGGAGCCCGCCAACAACCAGUCCCCGUCGGAUCAGUGUGGGCUGGGGCAUCCCAUCCCCCAUCGAUGCUGUCUUCUCCAGGUGCAACUGUGAUGGCAAGACUUUCUUCAUCAAGGGUCCUCUAUAUUGGCGUUUCACUAAUGGUGUAAUGGAUAAAGGCUAUCCCAAACCUCUCACAAAUGGAUUUGCAGGGCUAAGCGGGAAAAUAAGAGCAGCCCUCCCAGUGGCAAGUUACAAUGGCAGACCAGAAUCUGUUUAUUUUAUCAAAAGAGAUGGCAACAUGCAACAGUAUGUAUAUAGGCAAGAACCAGCCAAGAAGUGCCAACGGAAAGCACGCAUUACCAUAAGAUACCCAACUUUUGUCCCAAGACUUGUAAUAAGGAGACGCUUUCAACGUGCAGUAGGAAUGCCAACAGUUAUUCAGACUGUCAGAAUCAAUCCAUAUCAAUCUGGAGUUUUGCGCAAGGAAAUCAAAGUGACUGCCUACUGGAGAGGGCUCCCCAAAGUAAUUCAUUCAACGAUAUCAGUACCCAACUACAAUAAGCCAGACGGCUAUGAUUAUUAUGCCUUCUCUUACAAUCGGUACUACAGUUUGGAUGUUGGCAAAAGAAUAGCAAGACCUGUUACCGCUCUCACAGGAAAGACUGUAUCCAAAGACUGGUAUAACUGUCCUGAAAAGUGA